Penaeus vannamei (Pacific white shrimp) is the source of this 327-nucleotide messenger RNA. Lineage: Eukaryota; Metazoa; Arthropoda; Malacostraca; Decapoda; Penaeidae. The record is from RefSeq and is a predicted model, not a curated record.
UGCUGUAUUAAGAAAACUCUACCAGAAUAAGAAGGUGGCCAAUGCCACACACAACAUGUAUGCAUACCGAUUCAUCCCCGAAGGCUCUUCUAACCUACAUCAAGAUUGUGAAGAUGAUGGUGAGGACCAUGCUGGUGGACGGAUGCUGCACCUUCUUCAAAUUGUGGGUGCACAGAAUGUCCUAGUUGUGGUCACUAGGUGGUAUGGGGGCAUCCAUCUGGGGCCUGACAGGUUCAGGCAUAUAAACAACGCUGCAAGACAGAUCCUUGAAAAUUGUGGUUAUAUAAUACAUCAAGAGAGUACCAAGAAAAAUAAAAGAAAAUAGCA